GGUUUUCCAGCUCAGCCUUUUACUUUGUGGUCCUCCUCCUUCAAUGUCCACACUGGGAUCUGCACCACAGCCGAGGCAGCCUCUAGACCAGGCCCACAUCAUGUCAGGUCACAGUGCAGCAUCUGGACUUCCUCAAGAGGCUGAGCAUGAUCCAGACCACAUGAGGACAACACACCCAAACCAUGGCCAGUCGCAGCAGGACAUCGCUGACAUGCUCCAGCAGAUCAUGAACAUCACAGAUGAGAGUCUGGAUGAGGCCCAGGCCAGGAAACAUGCUUUAAACUGCCACAGAAUGAAGCCUGCCCUCUUCAGUGUCCUGUGUGAAAUCAAAGACCAGACAGCCCUCAGGAUCCAAAGUGGUCAUAAGGAAGAUCCUCCAGACCCUCAGCUCAUGAGGCUGGACAACAUGCUGUUAGCAGAGGGGGUUGCAGGUCUGGAGAAAGGCGACGCAGCAGCAGCAGCAGCAGCUGAAGGGUCUCCAAAUGAUGGAAGUUUAGAGGAUGCAGACUACAGAGAGAAGCUCACACAGAUACGACAAAUCUACCACGCUGAACUGGAAAAAUACGAGCAGGCUUGCAAUGAGUUCACUGACCAUGUGAUGAACCUGUUGAGGGAACAGUCCCGCACACGGCCCAUUUCACCCAAAGAGAUCGAGUGCAUGGUGGCGAUCAUCCAGCGCAAAUUCAGUGACAUUCAGAAGCAGCUGAAGCAGAACACCUGUGAAACUGUCAUGAUCCUCCGCUCCCGCUUCCUGGAUGCCAGGCGAAAGCGCAGAAACUUCAGCAAGCAGGCGACAGAGAUUUUGAAUGAAUAUUUUUACUCCCACCUGGUAAACCCCUACCCCAGUGAGGAAGCCAAGGAGGAACUGGCCAAGAAGUGUUCCAUCACUGUUGCUCAGGUGGCCAACUGGUUCGGAAAUAAGAGGAUUCGUUAUAAGAAGAACAUUGUUAAGUUCCAGGAGGAGGCCAACCUGUAUUCUAUGAAAGCUGACAUGGAUGCUGCCAGUUACAGUCAAGACAACUCCCCAGCCACACCCAACUCAGGAGGAUACCCAGGUCAAUGUUACACUCCUGAUGUGAGGUUAAGUCCAGCCCAGAGCCACUCCGUUCCUCCACUGUCUCCAUGUGAGUUGUCACAGAGGCACACUGUUGCUACAGUUAUGCACUGUCCAAGUUGAUGAAGGGUUGCCAGACCCUCCCCAUCUCCCCCAUAACAGGAAGCGUCAACCCCAUCUCUUGUAGCUGAUGAGUUGCCUCAGCGUAUCCUGCAUGUUAUGUAUUUUUUAAGCCCAUUAAAUGUACUAAUGGGUUGACACCGCCAUCUUUUUUACUGUCUCGUGUCUCAUUUAUCAAAAAAUAACAUUAACAAUUAACAAGGGAACUUUUAAUGUACUGUUUCACUCAGAUGAAAAGUAUAUUAGCUGUGUCCAUAGAUGUAGUUUUUUUACACAUUGAGCUACAACUACUUUUCAUUUUUCUUUUUUUCUUUUACUUGUUCUUAAAGAAAUGUUGCCACAGAAAUAAUCAAAAUUUGAAUAAACACAUCACCUAUUACAGUUUUUGUAUCUUGUGAUGGUUCUAAAAAGAACUGUUUGCAUUUGUUUUUAUUGUCAGAUGAAAAUACACAAGUUAUUUACAUUUCUUUCCUCCAAACCAAAGUAUUUAAAAGGCUAUGUGAUAGGAUGUCCAGUUUCAGAUAGUAUAAUUUAUUAUUUUAAACCAUGUGAUUUUGACUUCUGGACAAUAAAACU
This is a messenger RNA of Sphaeramia orbicularis (orbiculate cardinalfish), 1750 nucleotides long. RefSeq names its product pre-B-cell leukemia transcription factor 1-like. Gene Ontology annotation, biological process: regulation of DNA-templated transcription. Lineage: Eukaryota; Metazoa; Chordata; Actinopteri; Kurtiformes; Apogonidae. The record is from RefSeq and is a predicted model, not a curated record. The transcript has 8 exons. Bases 44 to 1177 code for a protein of 377 amino acids. Gene Ontology annotation, molecular function: DNA binding; DNA-binding transcription factor activity, RNA polymerase II-specific. Gene Ontology annotation, cellular component: nucleus.